Chinchilla lanigera (long-tailed chinchilla) is the source of this 1862-nucleotide messenger RNA. It is a transcript of the gene Vasp, whose product is annotated as vasodilator-stimulated phosphoprotein. Gene Ontology annotation, biological process: actin polymerization or depolymerization; positive regulation of actin filament polymerization; neural tube closure. The transcript has 13 exons. Gene Ontology annotation, molecular function: SH3 domain binding; actin binding; profilin binding. Gene Ontology annotation, cellular component: cytoskeleton. Lineage: Eukaryota; Metazoa; Chordata; Mammalia; Rodentia; Chinchillidae. Bases 343 to 1485 code for a protein of 380 amino acids. The record is from RefSeq and is a predicted model, not a curated record.
CGGCCGCUUUAAGGCGCGCGGCAUUGUGGGUGCGGGGAGUGGAAUUUUGGAGCGAGAAGUACAGUAGUAAGAGUAACGUUGUAGCCGCCGCCGGCUGAGGGGGCGCGCCGCGGAGGGGACGCUGCACCCCCUUUCCGUCGCAGGGACCCCACUCCCAGCACACUACCGGAGGGAAGAGGCGCCCGAGGACCCGCCCGGCCCAGUCCACGUUUCCCCCAGGAAGCUGGACUCUAUGGGGCGGGACCCUGGGGGAGACUGAGCAGACCCGCCGCCCGCCGCGCACCCCUGAACCGCGAGCCAGGGGCGCCCCGGGAGCACCGCCGGGGGGGCCCGCCCGCCGCCAUGAGUGAGGUGGUCAUCUGUUCCAGCCGGGCCACUGUGAUGCUUUAUGAUGACAGCAACAAGCGAUGGGUCCCAGCCGGCACGGGUCCCCAGGCCUUCAGCCGCGUGCAGAUCUACCACAACCCCACAGCCAACUCCUUCCGGGUCGUGGGCCGAAAGAUGCACCCUGACCAGCAGGUGGUCAUCAACUGUGCCAUUGUCCGGGGUGUCAAGUAUAACCAGGCCACCCCCAACUUCCAUCAGUGGCGCGACGCCCGCCAGGUCUGGGGCCUCAACUUCAGCAGCAAGGAGGAUGCGACGCAGUUCGCUGCCGGCAUGGCCAGUGCCCUAGAAGCCUUGGAAGGAGGGCCCCCUCCUGGGCCUCCCACACCGUCUGCCUGGUCAGCCCAGAACGGACCCUGCCCGGAGGAGCUGGAGCAACAGAAAAGGCAGCAGCCCAGCCAGCCAGAGCACAUGGAGCGCGAGCGCCGGGUCUCCAGUGCAGGAGGCCCUCCUGCUCCCCCAGCUGGGGGGCCGCCCCCGCCUCCGGGACCUCCUCCUCCUCCAGGUCCCCCCCCACCUCCAGGGCUGCCCCCCUCAGGGCUCCCAGCUGCAGGUCAUGGAGCAGGGGGAGGCCCGCCCCCUGCGCCCCCUCUGCCUACAGCACAGGGUCCCAGUGGUGGGGGUGCUGGGGCCCCUGGCCUGGCCGCAGCAAUCGCUGGAGCCAAACUCAGGAAAGUCAGCAAGCAAGAGGAGGCCUCAGGGGGGCCUUUGGUUCCCAAAGCUGAGAGCACCCGAAGCACAGGCGGGGGGCUCAUGGAGGAGAUGAACGCCAUGCUGGCCCGGAGAAGGAAAGCCACACAAGUUGGAGAGAAACCCCCCAAGGAUGAAUCUGCCAGUGAGGAGCCAGAGGCCAGAGUCCCAGCCCAGAGUGAACCUGUGCGGAGACCCUGGGAGAAGAACAGCACAACCUUGCCAAGGAUGAAGUCGAUGUCUUCCAUGGCAGCUUCCGAGGCCCACUCCACGCCCGGCUCUGCCAGUGAGUCAGACCUGGACAGCGUGAAGCAGGAGCUUCUGGAAGAGGUGAGGAAGGAACUGCAGAAAGUCAAGGAGGAGAUAAUUGAAGCCUUUGUCCAGGAACUGAGGAAGCGGGGUUCGCCCUGACCCCCGGGAUGCAAAAGACCCACUUCUUUCGGCACACCCCGCGCCUGUCGCCCUGCUUCCCUGCCUCAACUUGAUACGGAAUUGGCUGAAGACUACACAGGAAUGCAUCUUCCCCCCUCCCCAUCCCACUUGGAAAAUUCCAAGGGGGUGUGGCUUCCCUGGCACCAUGCCCACACCCAUACUGGCUGCUGAUUGGCUGGGGAGGCCCCCACCUUUGCUCCCUUUGGUCCUUCACCUCUGCCGUCCCCUUGGGGCUGGUUCCUCUGCUGGGGAUGUACCAAUGAACCCCACAGUAAGGGGGAAGGAAGGAGGGAAUUUCACAUUCCCGUGUUCGAGAUUCACUUUAACACUUAUGCCUUCGAUUUUUUUGUUUUUUU